This is a messenger RNA of Hemibagrus wyckioides, 2304 nucleotides long. RefSeq names its product nuclear prelamin A recognition factor (gene narf). Lineage: Eukaryota; Metazoa; Chordata; Actinopteri; Siluriformes; Bagridae. The record is from RefSeq and is a predicted model, not a curated record. Bases 104 to 1489 code for a protein of 461 amino acids. Gene Ontology annotation, molecular function: lamin binding. Gene Ontology annotation, cellular component: lamin filament. The transcript has 12 exons.
ACUGGAAGAAGGGGAGGCUGACUGGUUUCCAAGUCUAACUGGGAUCGAAAGCGUUGCCUUUUUGGUGCUUACUCGAGGAGCCUUUAUAGGGAUUUCUUGCACAAUGUCUGAGGUUACCAUCACGAAGAGAAAGGAAAAAUGUGAAAAUUGCACUAAACAGUGCAAGAAGAAACAGGGCGACGAAGCUGAGAGCUUACAGCAGGAUGGAGAUGUUGCCAAUGGAGAAGUGGGUGGUCAGCCUGUGUUGCUCAGUGCGUGUCUGUCCUGUGACGGCUGUGUGUCUGAGGAAGAGAAUCAGAAGAUCUCCCAACAGAGCCUGCAGGAGAUAAACCGUGUUCUUGCACUCAAUAAGAAGUGUGAUUCCUCGAAGCACAAAGUCCUGGUGGUGUCUGUAUGUCCUCAGUCAUUGCCAUUUUUUGCUGUGAAAUUUCAUCUGGACCUCCAGGCAGCUGCACAAAAGCUCUGUGGUUUCCUAAAGAGUGUAGGAGUGAAAUAUGUGUUUGACACAACGCUAGCUGCUAGCUUCAGCAUCUUGGAGAGUCAGAGGGAGUUUGUACAGCGCUAUCGACGCAGGCAUAGUGAUGUCCAUGCUAUGCCAAUGUUCACCUCCUCGUGUCCAGGAUGGAUCCGUUAUGCAGAGCACGUGCUGGGAAGUCUGGUCACUCCACACAUCUGUACAGCAAGGUCACCUCAGCAGGUCAUGGGUUGCCUGGUCAAGGAAUACUUCACCAGACAGCAGAAGCUGAGCCCAGAGCAGGUGUUCCAUGUGGUGGUGGCUCCUUGCUUUGAUAAAAAGCUGGAAGCGGUGAAAGAAGAGUUUUACAACAGCUUGCUUCACACCAGAGAUGUGGACUGUGUGCUUACAUCAGUGGAAAUUCUGCACAUGAUGGAGCAGAGUAAUGUCUCUGUGGAGGAUGUUGAACCUGUUCCUCUGGAUCAUGUUUUUGGUGAGAUCACUGACACAAGGUUGAUGAGGCACGAUGGUCGAGGCUCUGAAGGCUUUCUCGAGCACAUUCUAAAAUAUGCAGCCAAAGAGCUCUUUGGCCUGGACGUUAAUGAAAUCAUAUACAAGACACUCAGGAACCGAGACUUCCAGGAGGUGGUGCUAGAACGUGAUGGGGAGACGCUGCUUCAGUUUGCUGCAGUCUAUGGUUUCCGUAACAUUCAGACACUGGUGCACCGCAUGCGGAAAGGCAAACUGCCCUACCAGCUAGUAGAGGUUCUGUCCUGUCCUGGAGGGUGUAUCAGUGGGCGCGGACAGGCAGAGGGAGAAGGAGGAAGGCCUGAUCGUGGUUUAGUCCAGCAAAUGGAGGAAGUGUAUAGCUCUCUGUCCGUCCGGCUUCCUGAAGCCAACCCUGUAAUCCAACGUCUCUACGAGGACUGGCUGGAGGGAGAGGACUCUCCACAUGCCCAACUGACUUUACACACUCGUUACAACAACCACACACAGUCACCCCCAAACACCCUCGGCCCUGAUAUACAGUGGUGAUAGAGGCCUGGAAAGGGACCUGUUUUAUCUCUGUAUAUCAGAGCAGAGUUUCACAGCAGGCAAACAAAAGGAGCCAAGAAACCAUCAGGAUGUGGCUCGGAAAGACUUCCUGUUAUAGGAGACAUGUGACCUCUUGUCAGCCAAUCACAUUCGUGCUUUUUUUUUUAGGUUAUGUAAUUUUCCUGAAGAUCAAUGAAUUAUAAGGGAUAUCAUGAUAUCAUGUGUCUUUUAAUCUUAGACUAAAAUUCUUUUGCGCAAUAACAUAAAACCAUAAAUGAAUUAAUUAUAGCUUUGGAAUACGUGGACUAUUAGUGCCUGUUUGGAUUUGUUCCUAAAAUAACAAAGUGCUAAACCAUUUACUGGUUAUUGGUGCCACAGCAUAAUAAAAUGUAUUCACUGAAAUAAUUAAUCUCACAAUUAGUAUUAUUUUUUAUAUAUAUAAAGCUAUACAGUGUAUGAACAAAAAGUCAGUUGCCUGUCCUGAAAUAUUCUUUUAUUUUAAUUUCAUCUACAAUGGAUCUACAAUGCUUACAAUAUUCAAGGAUGUUAGAGAAAAAGAAAAGGAAAUCCUCCGAACAAAUUGAAUGGAAUCCUUGCAAAUUUUCAGAACAAUUUUAGGAAAAGAUCCUCAUUUUAUAGGCAUGAGACAUUUUGGUUUUACUGAUGACUCUCUCCAUCACCGCAAGUAUAAAAAUAACCAAAACAAAAAAGCUAAUUAUGUCUUAAGGUUGGAUAUCCUAUAUUUCUUAAUGUGGUAUAAAAUAUAAUUUAAUAACGUAUGCCUUACUGGCUCCAGCUGUUUUGUAUUCACUUUC